AUGGACAACGUAACGCUAAACAAAAAUAUUUCCAUUCUCCCACAUUCCGAAGGUGCACCGAACAAUACCACGACCAUCUACGACCCAGCUUGCUUCGCCGAGUCCCAGGAAGAGAGUAUUCUUAAGACGCUCCAUUGGGUGUCUAGCUCCUUUAUUGGAACCAUCUUUGUCAUCACCGGAAUUACCGGAAACAUCUUGUCUCUGGUUGUAUGGAAGCGGACAUCCCUACAGUUCUCUUCUACAAGACGCUACCUCAGCUUUCUGUCUUUAGUUGACUUAUUCGUCCUUCUUCUCUACUUUCUGCUGGAGAGUGUGACCCAGAUGGAACCAUUCCGUCAGUUCUCCCUGAAUUUUAGAACUUUCUAUUCCUAUGUGGGUUACCCUAUUUUCCGCGUCGUCGCCACAGGCAGUCUUUGGUUGACGGUGUGUGUCACUGUGGACAGAUACAUCCACGUCUGCCAUCCCUUAAAAGUUACGGCCUGGAGCACCAAAAGACGAGUUCAUCUUAUCACUGGUCUGUUAGCCUGCUUCUGCAUCCUCUCCAACAUUCCGUAUUUCCUGACAUACGCUCCCACAAGAAACGUCAAGCAUUCCCUCCAUGUCUCGGCUCUGGUCACGUGUGAGGCCGUUUAUGAGGGGGUGUGGUCGAUGACGUUGCUGGUGAUUGUCAUUCGGUCCUCGGUUAACAUCGUUUUCUACACCGUAUCUUUCGACCAAUUCCGCACAGAACUCAAAGACCUGUUCCUAUGGCGGAACGAAAACGAGGCAUGCGAGUAG
Molecule: messenger RNA, 777 nt
Organism: Ostrea edulis (European flat oyster)
Lineage: Eukaryota; Metazoa; Mollusca; Bivalvia; Ostreida; Ostreidae
Product: FMRFamide receptor-like
Exons: 3
Coding region: 1-777 (258 amino acids)
Biological process (GO): G protein-coupled receptor signaling pathway
Cellular component (GO): membrane
Molecular function (GO): G protein-coupled receptor activity
Source: RefSeq, a predicted model, not a curated record